Eptesicus fuscus (big brown bat) is the source of this 2355-nucleotide messenger RNA. RefSeq names its product tubulin epsilon and delta complex 1 (gene TEDC1). NCBI's taxonomy places the organism in Eukaryota, Metazoa, Chordata, Mammalia, Chiroptera, Vespertilionidae. The transcript is spliced from 8 exons. The coding region runs from base 48 to 1334 and encodes 428 amino acids. The record is from RefSeq and is a predicted model, not a curated record.
CCCCCGCCGGCGGCGGAGCGCGGUCGUUCGAGGCCCGUGCCGGCUGCAUGGGGCGGCGGCGGCGCCGGGGGGACCUGGCGGACGCGGCUGGGGCUCUGCCUGAGGCCAUCGCCGCGCUGAGCCGCACGCUGCCCGCCGGGCCCAGCCCCGAGAUCUUCCGCCGCGCCAAGUUCGACCGUCCGGAAGCGGCGCCCGCACUCUGGCGGCUGCUCUUCCGCGUGCUCUCGCUGCCGCGGGCUGACGGCGCACCGGCCCCGCGCGCCCUGGAGGCCCAGGCCCGCUGGGUGAAGGCGGCGCUGCUCGCCCAGGGCUACCCCCGGCUCGGGCUGGCGCGGCUCCCCGACGACGGCUCCCAGGGCAGCCGCGAGCUGCUCCUGGCCCUCUCCUGGCUCCUGGCCCGCGAGCCCCUGCUCGAGCGGCUGCUGGCCCAGACCCGCGUGCGGCUGGGCGACGAGAUGCCUGUGUUUGAGGUGAGACCUUUGCCCCCUCUCCAGUGUGGGGCCAUGGCCAGUCCUGGCCUGCCUGCCCCGCGGGUGGAAGCGGACGGCCCUGUGGACGCGCGCCACCUGCAGUGGCUGAUGGGAAAGCUGCGAUUUCGGUGGCGAAACCUGAUGGCCAGUCAGCAGGAGCAGUGCGCGCUCCUGGGCAAGAUCCACACGUUCACCCGUGGCUGCCACAGCGACCGCAGCCUUGGCCACCUGUCUGCUGCCGAGACGGAGCUGCUCAGGGACCCGGAGGGCGGCCGGCAGCUGCUGCGGAGGCUGGAGAGCGAGAACGCCCGCCUAGAGGCUGCGCUGGAGUGGCGGCGGCGGGAGCUGGUCUUCUGGCAGUGGAUGGACACGGUCCUGGGGGCCUGCCCCCCGGAGGCCUCGCAGCCCGCGAUUCCGCCCAGUCUCGGAGGGCGCGGGCGCAGGACCGAGGCGUGGGACCCGGUGGCGUGGGAGCUGCAGGCCCUGCAGGAGGAGCUCCAGGCCGCAGUGGGCGCCCGGCGGGCGGCCUGGGCGGCCAGGGUCGGAGGCCAGGGGCCGGAGUGGAGCGCGGCUCGGCAGGCCGCGCGGGAGGCCGUGUGCCGGGAGCUGACGGCCCUGCGGCGGGCCUGGGAGCGAGGCGGGGGCCGGGCCCAGCCCCACGGAGCCCCCCGGCUGGUGAGGACUGAGGCUGGGGGGCCGGGGGGCCCGGGCCUGCGGGCUGCUGAGGCGAUCGGGGCGCUGAGGAGCCGGGAGGCCUGCCUGGAGGCGACGCUGCACCGGCUCCAGGCGCAGUGCCGGCAGCAGCUGGCCAGGCUGGCGGGAGCCCUGCCCGGCCUCCUCUGGAUCCCGCCGCCCAGACGCUGAGGGCUCCUGUGGCUGGGCCUGGCCUUCGCGGGCAGAGUCCACGCGGGGUGCCCGUAGGGUCCCCUAGAAGCAGCACCCUGGGCUCCGGGCCCUGGCCCGUCCCUGCUUAGACAGAGCUCAGCCCCUCGGCCACCGGUAGUGGGAGCGGCAUGGGCACCCCCUCGGGUCAGGCACGUCCGGAGCGGUGGCCGUGGGCUUUGUGGGUCGAGCGAGGACUCAGAAGUGCGUGCGGAGACCUCCCUGCAGGGCCCAGCUAACGGCCGUCCCUCUGCCCCCCUCCAGGUCCCUGUCUGGGGACAGGAGUGGGAGGGACCCUGGGCAGCGGGGCCAGCGGAGCCGGGCGUUGGAGCGACCGGUGUGGCCUGGGGCCCGGGUGGUGCCAGGGCCGUGGGGGCGGGCAGUGCCCUGGGCGCCCCCCGGCUGUCCGCUGUCCCUCAUCCUGGGCCGGGCCUGCGCCUGGUGUCUGCGGGGGCGCGUGGGAGCCGGGGCGGGGCAGGGCCCGGGUGAGGGGAAGGCCACCCUGGACAGAGGGGGCUUUGUGCCCGAGGCUGCUGGGCGGAUGGGGCUGGGCCCUGACAAAGAGCCAUCUGUGUGCAGGGGACGUGCCCCCUCCCAGGAGACGCAGGCGCCUCGGCCCUGUCCCCUCAGCAGGCCCCCCACUUCCCACGGCAGAGGAAUCCCAAAUCCCCACCUGCUGCUGGGCAGGUGCCGGGCCGGGGGUGGGCCACCUCCUGCUGCAGCCACUGGCCAGCUCAGGGCCAAGGCCACUCCUAGCCCCUGGGUCUCUGGGCGCCCCCCCCCCCCCCGGCCAGUCUCUCAUCAGCUUCUCCUGCCUGCUGGGGGUGGGGAGUGGGGGUGGGGUGGGGGUGAUGCUGCCCGGACCAGGGGUGGCCAGCAGGGCCUUUCAGGAGCCCCCCCCCCUGGUCUUGUCCUUUGGGGGCUGGACCCCAGGGAGCGCCUGGGCCUGUGCCCACCCUCCUGGCCUGGAUCCCUCCCUCUGAUCCCUCAGCACCCCCCCCCC